Ambispora leptoticha is the source of this 363-nucleotide messenger RNA. Lineage: Eukaryota; Fungi; Glomeromycota; Glomeromycetes; Archaeosporales; Ambisporaceae. The record is from the annotation of a GenBank genome assembly.
AUGUUGCUCGGUGAGCUUGAUAAAUUAACUAACCCCAAUAUUUCCCAAGAAAUAACUAAGUUAAGAGAAAGAGUUCGCAACCUAAAAAUAGAACACUUGCCUCCUAAAUUAGCCAACCAAAAAUCUGAACUACAGCAAUUGAUUAACCAAUCUAAAAAUAAAUUAGGAGAAUUACAAAGUUUAUUAGAUAUUUUUCUCGAUAAUCAAAUUGAAGUUGUUCAAAACCCUGAAAAUGAUUUCGCUCGUAAACAAACUGGAAAGUUAAAGGGACUUUUAAGAGCCAAAUUAACUGAUGCUGAAAUUAAAAAUUUACAAGAUAAACAAGCCGAAAUUAUUCAAUUACAAGAGCAAUUAACUUCUUGA